UCUCCCAGUUCCUCCAACAGCUUCAUCUGACUCUCUUGUCUUCGUUCCAUCUUCUCAAAGAAGCAGAUUCAUCUUCAGCCAUGGCUCACUGUGGCCCAUCCUGUGCCGUCCCAUCCUGUGCUUCCACCCCCACCGUUGGGUUUGGAUCUGCAGCUCUUGGUAGACGCGGAGGUCUUGGCUACGGAUUGGGAGGUCUUGGCUACGGCUAUGGAGGUCUCGGCUACGGCUAUGGAGGUCUCGGCUACGGCUAUGGAGGUGCCGAAAGAGCAGCCAAUCUGGGUGUCCUGGACGGAGUCAUCCCUUCAUGCGUCAACCAGAUCCCACCAGCAGAGGUCGUGAUCCAGCCACCUCCCAGUGUCCUGACCAUCCCAGGGCCCAUCCUCUCUGCCAGCUGUGAGCCUCUGUCUGUUGGAGGCAACACUCCAUGUGCUGUUAGUGGUUCUGGAAUCGUAGGGGGUUAUGGCUAUGGUGGGUGGGGCUAUGGGUCUGGCCUCCUUGGAAGCUCUGGGGGCUGGGGCUAUGGUUUGGGCUAUGGAAGGGGAGCACUCCUUGGAAGGAAGUUCGGGCGUCGUGGUAGCAUCUGUUCUUAGGCCAAUUAAACCUAAGAAGCAUAUCCUGAACUGAUAUCCAGGGAACUUGAUAUAGAUCCAUUUGCUAAGGUUUAGAAGACCUGCAUCCAAGCAAACCGCUGCUGAAGCUGAAGCCUCUUAAUUCCCCCCUCUGUAUUAUGAAGUUGAGAAGACCAAGAACCUUCUACAAUAUGCACCUUUUUUGCCUAUUGUACAACUAUCCUUUCUUUUUCUUUGACCUUUUCAAUAAA
Messenger RNA from Podarcis muralis (Common wall lizard), 820 nucleotides. RefSeq lists its product as uncharacterized. Gene Ontology annotation, cellular component: intermediate filament. The record is from RefSeq and is a predicted model, not a curated record. NCBI's taxonomy places the organism in Eukaryota, Metazoa, Chordata, Lepidosauria, Squamata, Lacertidae. Gene Ontology annotation, molecular function: structural constituent of cytoskeleton.